CAAAUCUCUAGGGCUUUGGCCGACCCUGCUUCGGAAUUUUUUUUUUCUGUUCGUUUUCUCGUCCCCUUUUUCAUUUUCCCGGAAAAUUGGCAGUCGAUGAUAAGUUUUUUGGGCUGAAACGAAGAAAAUUCCACCAAACAGAGCAUGGGUUUCUGUGAAGAGGAUAACGUAGAGGCAUGUCGGAUUCAGACACUUACGUCACUCUGAAGACAAAUUGGGAGUCAGGAUUCUCUCUCCAACUCCUGCUUUGAUUGUAUCCUGUAUACACCUGUGUGUGUGUAUAUAUACAUGUACACACACGACGUCGAAUAUGUCUACGGCUUCUUGGAUUCGGCCUCCUUGUAGAUUCUUGUCGGAAUCCGGCGGUGUUGCUAAUCUCUGCGGCGGCGGAGCACGGCGGUUUCCCAUCGGUUCCUCUUCGGCGGCGGCGUCUUACUCCUCUCCUUCGUCGUCCUCGUGUUCUUGCUGCUCUUCGCAGAAUUUGAAUUUCGCUUUCGGAUCGAGCAGAAGCCGGAAGUAUCGAGGGCUUAGGGCACAAGCAAUGAGCGCCACCACCGCCGAACGGAGUUAUUCGGUGUCGAAGGGCGACACGGACGAGAAAAACGAGCCCGAGCAUCUUCUUGUUCUUGUACACGGUAUCUUGGCGAGCCCCAGCGACUGGAUCUAUGUGGAAGCGGAGUUGAAAAGACGCCUCGGAAGAAAGUUCUUGAUUUACGCAAGUUCUUCCAAUACCUUCACUAAAACAUUUGGCGGGAUUGAUGGAGCCGGGAAACGACUAGCCGAAGAGGUUAUGCAAGUGGUACAGAAGAGCAAGGGCUUAAAAAAGGUUUCUUUUUUGGCUCACUCCCUCGGCGGUCUAUUUGCCAGAUACGCAGUUGCUGUCCUUCAUUCUCCCGCGAUUCCGCAACCUGGCGAUGAUUGUUCAUCCGAUUCCGGAAAUUCACAACCUCUCCGAGGUAGGAUUGCCGGGCUAGAACCGAUCAAUUUCAUCACUUUGGCCACACCUCAUCUGGGUGUUAGAGGCAGAAAACAGCUGCCAUUCCUCUUUGGAGUUCCUAUUCUGGAAAAACUAGCUGCACCUAUAGCUCCUGUCUUUGUCGGUAGAACUGGCAGCCAGUUGUUUCUCACCGAUGGUAAACCCGAUAAACCACCUCUUCUCUUGAGAAUGGCAUCUGAUGGCGAAGAUCUGAAAUUCGUAUACGCUCUUGGCUCGUUUAGAUGUCGUAUCGUUUAUGCAAACGUAUCUUACGAUCACAUGGUUGGCUGGCGAACAUCCUCCAUAAGAAGAGAGAAUGAACUUUUCAAACCUCCACGUCGGUCAUUGGAUGGAUACAAGCAUGUUGUGGAUGUAGAAUACUGCCAGCCCGUUUCGUCGGGCGGCGCUCAUUUCCCUCCCGAAGCUGCCAAAGCUAAGGAGGCGGCACAAAGCUCGCCAAGCCCCGAGAACACCCUCGAGUAUCACGAGAUCGUGGAAGAGGAGAUGAUCCGUGGAUUGCAGACUCUAGGAUGGAAGAAAGUUGAUGUCAGCUUCCAUUCCGCCUUCUGGCCUUACUUUGCGCAUAACAACAUCCAUGUGAAAAGCGAGUGGCUUCACAACGCAGGCGCUGGAGUUGUGGCCCAUGUUGCAGACAGCAUAAAACAGCAGGAGACUUCCUCCUUCAUCGCCGCCAGCUUGUAGUGUUCUGCCGGAAACAUGUGUCAUCAUCGAAUUCAGACAUCCAUGGACUUCAUUAACAGUUACUGAGCCGGAAGAGAGAGAGAGAGAGAGAGAGAGAGAGAGAGAGAGAGAGAGAGGAGCCUUUGAAUUCAUUGUACAUUAUCAUUACGGUGUUUCUGUACUUUGGAUUAUAUGACAGAGAAAGUGUGUGCUAUAUACAGAUUGUCUGUUUCUUGGAAAACACGAAAUGUCCACCAACGCCGUAUUCAGGCUCUCUCUC
Molecule: messenger RNA, 1937 nt
Organism: Tarenaya hassleriana
Lineage: Eukaryota; Viridiplantae; Streptophyta; Magnoliopsida; Brassicales; Cleomaceae
Product: putative lipase YOR059C
Exons: 11
Coding region: 311-1678 (455 amino acids)
Source: RefSeq, a predicted model, not a curated record